This is a messenger RNA of Rhineura floridana, 3698 nucleotides long. It is a transcript of the gene ZBTB2, whose product is annotated as zinc finger and BTB domain containing 2. Bases 540 to 2078 code for a protein of 512 amino acids. Gene Ontology annotation, biological process: regulation of transcription by RNA polymerase II. Lineage: Eukaryota; Metazoa; Chordata; Lepidosauria; Squamata; Rhineuridae. Gene Ontology annotation, cellular component: nucleus. The transcript is spliced from 4 exons. Gene Ontology annotation, molecular function: protein binding; DNA-binding transcription factor activity, RNA polymerase II-specific; RNA polymerase II cis-regulatory region sequence-specific DNA binding. The record is from RefSeq and is a predicted model, not a curated record.
ACGAAGCUGUGAGAGUUGGCGGCGCGCGGUGGUCUCGUCGCUUGCCUUGUUUGCUAUACGAGCAGCCAAUAGGAAACGCCGUCAGCCCAGGCCGCAGCGUGAUUCACCGCGGGAAGCGGAGGAUGAGAGCGAAGGAAACAUUCCAGUUCUCCGUCGCUAUUGGCUGCUAUUGCUUUCUCUUCCCGUUGACGCCUAUGAGCCUUUCGUGCCUGCCUUUUUCACACAAGCACUGCCUCGGAGUAUCACAGGUUCUUACGGAUUGCUUCGAGAAGUAACCAUACAUUUCUCUGCCUAACCGAGGGAUCAUUUCGUUUGCAAAAUGCUCCUUUUUCCUGCCUUCUUCCUGGCUAGGAUGCAGUUGGAAUUCGCCACUUUUGACGCUUUUCUUCGAAGCCUUUUAGUUCUAGUCGUGAUUCGUUUUCCCAUGUGCUGGAAGCUUCAUUGUCUUGUGAAGUCCCUGACCAAGGUGCCAGUACCUUGAAUCCUGAGUGGCAUAGCUGAGAAAAACCCAAACACCAAAGAAUUUGAUAUUUUAAAAGAUGGAUUUGGCCAACCAUGGACUGAUUCUUCUGCAGCAGCUCAAUGCUCAGCGGGAGUUUGGUUUCCUGUGUGAUUGCACAGUUGCUAUUGGUGAUGUUUACUUCAAGGCACACAAAUCUGUCCUUGCCUCUUUUUCCAACUACUUCAAGAUGUUGUUUGUUCAUCAAAGCAGUGAAUGUGUCCGUCUGAAGGCAACUGACAUACAGCCAGAUAUUUUCAGCUAUCUCUUGCAUUUGAUGUACACUGGGAAAAUGGCACCUCAGCUCAUAGAUCCUGUUCGAUUAGAGCAAGGUAUAAAGUUUCUUCAUGCAUACCCACUGAUUCAAGAGGCCAGUCUUGCUAGCCAAGGAAACUUUACACAUCCAGAGCAAGUUUUUCCAUUGGCAUCUUCAUUAUAUGGUAUUCAGAUUGCAGAUCACCAGGCAAGAAAUCCUACAAAAGCAGCCACAGCAACUGACAAACCUGUACGAGGACCAAGGCCACAGUUGACAAGAGCAAAUCAAGAACAGAUGCAUGAAGCCACCCAGCUAUCACAGUUACCACCAACAACUCUGCCUCAAGUGCCCCAGACAAAUAUGGCCACUUCUGACCCAUUGCAGCCUUCGCUGUCUCCUGAACUGGUGUCAGCUGCUCCGCAUCCAUCUCCUCCAGGAGAUGAAAACAACAUGGAAGCCUCUUCCUCAGAUGAUCAGCCUGCUUCUCUCACAAUAGCACACGUCAAGCCAAGCAUUAUGAAAAAGAAUGGAAGCUUCCCCAAAUACUACGCUUGCCACCUCUGUGGUCGGCGAUUCAAUUUGCGAAGUAGUUUGCGUGAGCACCUCCAGAUCCACACAGGGGUACCCUUCUCAUCAAGCCAGCAUGGAGAAAGUAGUGUUCCUUUAUCUCUUUGUAAUAAUGCUCCUGAAAAAGAUGCUAUGGAAGUGCAUGAAGCUGGAAUGAUUAGUGAUAGUGAGUUACAGCAGAUCUCAGAUUCACCAAUAAUUGAUGGACAGCAGCAGGCAGAAACGCCACCACCCUCUGACAUUGCUGACAUAGACAACUUGGAGCAGGCAGAUCAAGAAAGGGAAGUUAAAAGGCGGAAGUACGAAUGCUCCAUUUGUGGGCGCAAAUUCAUUCAGAAAAGCCACUGGAGGGAGCAUAUGUACAUUCAUACUGGCAAGCCUUUCAAAUGCAGCACUUGUGACAAAAGUUUCUGUCGGGCCAAUCAAGCUGCUAGACAUGUAUGUCUAAACCAAAGCAUGGACACAUAUACCAUGGUAGACAAGCAGACUCUGGAGCUUUGUACUUUUGAGGAAGGCAACCAAAUGGACAACAUGCUGGUACAGACCAACAAACCAUAUAAAUGCAACUUGUGUGAUAAAACUUUCUCCACACCUAAUGAAGUUGUCAAACAUUCGUGCCAAAGUCAAAACUCUGUUUUUACUCUAGAAGAAGAUAGAUCCAUUUUGCUAGGUGGUGGGGAUGCUGAAACCACAGAGAGUGAUCAUUCAGUCUUGGACUCUAUCAAAAAAGAACAGGAAGCAGUGUUGUUAGACUGAAUGUGAAACUCAUAUCAUUUAAAAAAAAAACAGUUUGUCUUACUCAUUUUUACUAAACCUAUCCUGCUCCCCUCUCUACAACCAUAACUACACUGACAUGGAAGGAAGUCUGAUUCUGUUCCUUUUUCCAGCAAAAAUACAAAAUUAAUAAAGGGUGUUGUAUAACAUUAUAACAAUUGAUUUUAAUAUAGAAAAAAGUGUAAGGGUAACUCGGCUAACUAUGUGAAUAAGUGCUAAAAUGCAUCUAUAACAAACCAAGUUUUAAGACUGUUUAAAUAGAUACUUGAAUGCUGUGAGAGACAAGAUGAGAAAAAUACAGAAAGAAAACAAAACAUGUUUAUUAAAGUACAAUUAUUUUCUCUCAACUAAUUGCAUUUUAGGGAAAGAUUAAUUGAAGAUACAGAAUUCUCAUAGUUACACACCAAUAAGCUGUGUAUAGUUGUCAUUUUACAAAAGCUGAGAAAUUCCCUUAAUGACCUAAGAAUACGAUUUUAAACCACAUGAUUUUUGUCAAGUGUUUGUUUCCAGGUAACUUCAUUGGCAUUAUGUCUGUUCAAAAAGUGUAUUAUUAAGGCUACGACCCCAAGCACAGUGACUUGGUAGGAAAUCCCACUGACAGCAGUGGGACUUGUACUCCCAGAGAAAUGUGUUUAGGACCAGAUUUUACUAAAAUAGCAGUAAUAAUGUGAUGGCAAUCAUUUUAUAUGCAUAAAAGUGUAUGUGUGUGUGUGCUUUAGGUAAAUGCAGGUAAAAUGUGUGCAUACACCCCACUGGCCACAGCUGUUGACGUCUGACAAAUUGGUUAUUUUCUAGAAGCAUAUUUACAUUUAAAUUAGUCCAGGGUGUAUGCCUCUUUCCUGCUGAAUCCAAUGAUGAUGAUGAACAGUGCUGUCACCCAAAACAUGAAGGAAAUCAGAGAUUAGAAGAAUUGUACAUAGUGAGCCCUGUGCUAAACAUGUGGGAGUAAUAGAUUUGAGCCUUUACAGAGUAACAGAAAGAGGAAAAACUUUUUUAAAAAUCAAAACAGUAAUCGGAGUUUACCUGAUUAAUGUGUAGGAAUCAAGGGAAAGGGAGUCUGGUCCAAAAUAAUAUUUAACUACUGGCAUCCUCUUAUAACAUAGCAGAAUGGGAGAAGAAUGAUAAAAAUAUAUCAUGGUUGGUUUUUAAGUAACAGUGCAAAACAAAAAUUGAGUGGAAAGUUAUAUGGUCUUUAUGUUCCAUCACCUUAGGCUCCAGUCAAAGUAUGCAAAAAUAAAUAAAGGGGACAUAUUGUACAUUCAGUUUUUGUUCUGGAUAGUACUGUCUGCAAACUAAAAAUCAAGUUGCUGAUUUUUAUCUUUUUAAUUUAUGAAUAUAUUAAUAUUCUCCAGUAGUAAAAACCUACCUUGACAAGAGUGAGUCCAUUAAAGAGUUCUUUGUACUGGUGGGAAAGGUUCAGUAGACAGGUAUCCCCUCAGAAAUGGAGGCAGUGUGUGUUUUGAUGGGGGAGAGAGGCAGAUACAACUCUGCUCUUGUAUACAUAUUUCAUUUGAGUAUCAUCCUAUUUUGUGUAUAGUUAUGUUCUCCAGUUUGUAAGUUUUUAUACAUUAUUUUAUGGAAUAAAAAUGGAAUAAAUGAAAA